AUGAUGAAGACCGUCUCAAAAGCUCGGAAAAGUAGAAUCCGAAGCACCCGCCGAUCAACUAGCAGUCGUUCGUCGUCUAAACGUGCCACUUCUCCAUCCGUCGGAGAGGCCGGUUCAAAGAAGAAUGUUGCCGGCCUUCGUAAAAUUGGUGCUGUAACUCGUUCGCAACAGAAGCUUCGGGUGGAAUUGGGAAUCUCAGAUGAACCGAAAAGAAGAUCCCUGACCAUGAAGAAGGCGAAGAAAAUAAAUAAAAAGGCUGCACCCAUAAGAGGAAGAGCCGUAACUCGUUCUCGUUCCCGUUCUGCCUCUCGUUCCGCCUCUCGUUCUCAAAGCCAGAGCGGUACCAACAAAAAAGAAACCAAACCGAAGAAGACUGUUAAGAAAUGA
Molecule: messenger RNA, 387 nt
Organism: Caenorhabditis remanei
Lineage: Eukaryota; Metazoa; Nematoda; Chromadorea; Rhabditida; Rhabditidae
Exons: 2
Coding region: 1-387 (128 amino acids)
Source: RefSeq, a predicted model, not a curated record